AUGGGUCUUCUUUGUUUCGUUGAGGCCUGGAUAAGAGUAUCUACCGUCCACGUUUUGAAAUGGUUGACCAUGCAUUUGGUAGUUGCUUUUGUCAUGGGCUCUGCGCACGAACAGAUACGUUAUUCUGUUCCUGAGGAGAUGAUAAAAGGAUCAAUGGUGGGCAAUAUCGUCCAGGAUCUCGGUUUGGAUAUUAAGAGAUUCAAAUCUGGCCGUGCGCGGAUCUUUACGGAGGACAGUCGUGAGUACAUUGGUCUGAAUGUGGAUAAAGGCACUCUGGUUGUAAAUGAGAAUAUAGAUAGAGAGGAGCUGUGUGCUCAGGUCUCUCCUUGUUCGUUACAUUUUCAGAUUAUUUUAGAAAACCCAAUGGAGUUGCAUCAAAUUGAUGUAGAAAUACUGGAUAUUAAUGAUCAUGCUCCUGUUUUUCACAGAAAAGAAUUAAGUAUUGACGUAAGGGAAUCUGCUGCACCAGGUUCACGGUUUUCUUUAGACAGUGCUCAAGAUCCUGAUGUUGGACAUAAUACACUCCAAAGAUACACCCUUAAUCCAACUGAAUAUUUCACCUUGAGGGAACUUUCUCGCAGCGACGGCACCAAAUAUGUUGCAAUGAUAUUAAAAUCGCCUUUAGAUCGAGAGCAUCAAGAAGAGCAUAACUUAAUUUUGACUGCAAUUGACGGUGGGACUCCUCAAAAAUCCGGAACAGCUAGGAUAACUGUAACUGUUAUUGACGCAAAUGACAAUUCUCCUGUUUUUAGUCAGCCAAUGUACAGAGUGUCCCUACCAGAAAAUGCUCAAAAGAAUCAAUUAGUAGUGGCAGUAAUUGCUACUGACCAGGACAAAGGAUCUAAUGGUGAAUUUACCUAUUCGUUUUCACAAAGUACGGGAUUAGAUGCCCUAGACCUGUUUAAUAUUAAUUCGGACACUGGGGAAAUACAUGUAGUGGGGGCUCUAGAUUUUGAAAAAUCCAAACAGUAUGAAUUGGAUCUCGAGGCAAUGGAUACGGGCGGUUUAACAGAUAACAGUAAAGUGCUAAUUGAAAUUACAGAUGUUAAUGACAAUUCUCCAGUUAUCAAUGUCAUCUCAUUUUUUAAUCCGAUCCCAGAAAAUUCCGGCCCGGAGACUGUUAUAGCAAUACUAAAUAUUAAAGACAUCGACUCCGGCAAAAAUGGACAGAUACGUUGUAGAGUUAAUUCAAAUCUUCCGUUUCGCAUCAAAUCAUCCUCGUCUAAUUUCUAUACAUUAGUCAAUGACCGUAUUUUAGAUCGUGAAAUGUCUUCUGAAUACAACAUUACAAUCACAGCUAGUGAUGAAGGCUCGCCAUCUUUAUCUACUAAUAAAACUUUUACUCUUAAAAUAUCGGAUGUCAACGACAACGCGCCUGUUUUCCAGCGUCACUCAUACACCGCUUAUGUGGCGGAAAACAAUUUACCGGGAGUGUCUAUAUUCGCUGUGACUGCAACUGACAAAGACACUGGUAACAAUGCACGAAUUUCAUAUUUUCUAGAGGAACAGUCAGUUAACGGUGUUGCUGCUUCAUCUUAUAUUUCUUUUAAUGCAGAGAGCGGAGAGAUUCUUGCUGUUCGGUCUUUUGAUUACGAGAAAACAAAGGAGUUCACUAUUUGCGUAAAAGCGCAGGAUGGAGGCAACCCGCCUCUCAGUAGCAACGUGAGUGUGAAAGUAAUUAUUCAGGACCAGAACGACAAUGCGCCUCAAAUUCUGUAUCCAGUACAAACUGGUGGCUCUGUUGUGGCUGAACUGGUACACCGUUCUGCUGAUUUGGGCUAUUUGGUUACUAAAGUAGUGGCUGUAGAUGUGGACUCUGGACAAAACGCCUGGCUCUCAUACAAACUUCAAAAAGCGACAGACAGGGCGCUGUUUGACGUUGGAUUACACAAUGGAGAAAUAAGAACUGUACGCCAAGUCACGGAUAAAGAUGCUGUGAAACAGAAACUGACUGUUGUAGUGGAGGACAGCGGAGACCCCUCUCGUUCAGCUACAGUCAAUGUUAACGUAGUGCUGGCAGACAGUUUCCCUGAAGCGCUCUCGGAAUUUACUGACUUUACGCACGAAAGAGAAUACGACAACCUCACCUUUUAUUUGGUCUCGGCCUUGGCUGUUGUGUCAUUUCUCUUUAUCGUAUCCAUCAUACUUAUACUAUCAGUCAAAUGCUACAGGUGGAAACGUGAUCGUAUACUUUACAAAUCCAGCACCAAUCUUCCAGUUAUUCCAUAUUAUCCGCCGCUUUACGCAGACGUUGGUGGAACAGAAACUUUGCAGCAUAUGUAUAAUUAUGAGACUUGUCGAACAACAGACUCCAGAAACAGUGAUCUGAAACACACUAGAACCCCCACCGAGAGCGUGAUUAGUUUGGACAUCUGCGGAAAUCGGACAUUGAUGCAUGUACAAAGAGAGAAAGCAAGCGAAACCUUUAAUCAGGUGAGCACUAUAAAAUAA
Molecule: messenger RNA, 2451 nt
Organism: Trichomycterus rosablanca
Lineage: Eukaryota; Metazoa; Chordata; Actinopteri; Siluriformes; Trichomycteridae
Product: putative protocadherin beta-18
Exons: 1
Coding region: 1-2451 (816 amino acids)
Biological process (GO): homophilic cell-cell adhesion
Cellular component (GO): plasma membrane
Molecular function (GO): calcium ion binding
Source: RefSeq, a predicted model, not a curated record